This is a messenger RNA of Trypanosoma conorhini, 1041 nucleotides long. Its product is annotated as nucleoside phosphorylase. The record is from RefSeq and is a predicted model, not a curated record. Bases 1 to 1041 code for a protein of 346 amino acids. Lineage: Eukaryota; Euglenozoa; Kinetoplastea; Trypanosomatida; Trypanosomatidae. The transcript has a single exon. Gene Ontology annotation, biological process: uridine catabolic process. Gene Ontology annotation, cellular component: cytosol. Gene Ontology annotation, molecular function: uridine phosphorylase activity.
AUGCCCAACACCGCCGCCGCCGCCGCCGCCGCGAAGGUGGACCCGGACCUCCCGGUGAGCCCCGAGGGCGUCACGUACCACCUGAAGUGCAAAUCCGACGAGCUCGCCGACCGCAUCCUGCUCGUCGGUGACCCGGGGCGCGUGAAGGACGUGGCGGAGUACUUUGACGCGGGCAGCGUGCGCUUCAAGAGCGAGAACCGCGAAAUCUACAUCGCCACCGGCACCUACAAGGGCACGCCCGUCUCCGUCGUGAGCACCGGGAUGGGGACCGACAACGUGGAGAUCGUCAUCAACGAGAUUCACGUGCUGAAGGAGUACGACUUUGCGCGCCGCGUGUGGCGCCCGCGCACGGGGGAAGCGGACGUGCCGCAAGGCGCACAGCUGUUUGACCCCUCCAGCGUGAAGCUCAUUCGCGUUGGGACCUGCGGCUCGCCCUUUCCUGACAUGCCGCUCGGCGCCCUCGCCGUCACGCGCUACGUGAUCGGCAUGGACAACACCUGCCUCCUGUACAAGGCCAAUGAGCAGGUGCAGAGGUCGAAGGACCUGCUUGAGGUGCAGCGUGUGGUGAAGGCGCAGACCGGCCUGGGCGCCAUUGACGUGUACACCACGAAGGCGACUCCCGCCAUCACAAACGGCAUCGUGGCGGCCUGCAACAAUUUCAACCAACAGCUCUCGGCGGGCGCCAAGGAGCAGCAGGCGUACGUCGUCGGCACCACGGCAACCGCCAGUGGGUUCUACGGCUGCCAGGGACGCGCCGUUGGCCGCUUCCGCAAGCACCUCCUGGUGCCCAACCUGGUGGAGGAGCUCUCGAAGCUCCAGUUUGACGUCGCUGAGGGGAAGGAAAUCGUGGUAAACCUUGAGAUGGAGUCAAGCUCGCUCUGCUGUCUCUCCAACAUUCUUGGGUACCAGGCGGGGGCGGUGUGCGCCGUCGUGGCCAAGCGCGCCGGUGCCGAACAUCUUUUUGCGACACACGAACAGGGAAAGGCGGCGCUUGCCAACGCCAUCCGCAUCGCACUGGACGCCAUUGUCGCACUUCAGUAA